Molecule: messenger RNA, 2521 nt
Organism: Vollenhovia emeryi
Lineage: Eukaryota; Metazoa; Arthropoda; Insecta; Hymenoptera; Formicidae
Product: probable cytochrome P450 6a23
Exons: 8
Coding region: 264-1862 (532 amino acids)
Molecular function (GO): oxidoreductase activity, acting on paired donors, with incorporation or reduction of molecular oxygen; heme binding; iron ion binding
Source: RefSeq, a predicted model, not a curated record
GCUGCCGUUCUUGGCAUAAAAAACGAACAGUUCAGUGCAGGCUCUCGAUGCGUAUAGUCAUAUCGUACAUAUUUGUAUUCGGUCCUAGAGACCGACGCGUCUACCCGCGUUUGAGACAUCAAGUGGCUAUUGCAACCAGAAAAUUUAAGCAGAGUGAACUUGGGUGCGGUGUGAAGCUAACAGUCCCCCCCCCCCCCACUUAACCCAACCGGUCCGAACGCGCUGCGACCAGGAGGAGCGGCGGAAAAAAAUGUACAAGUUAGAUGGACAUUGGCUCUCCUUGGGUAGUCAAUUGCAAAUCAUUAGCCAUGGCACUUGUAGAAUUAAUCGGACUUUUCAUUGUUACCCUGAGCAGUCUGUAUAUUUAUUAUAAAUUUGUGAUUUUCAAUUUCUGGCGUAAGAGGGGUGUUUUUUACGUCGAACCCACUGUACCAACUGGAAAUUUAACAGCCUUUGUCAAAAAAAGAAAGCAAAUAGGUGUAUUAUUCCAUGAUGUUUACCAAAAAUAUAAGGAACAUCGCCUUAUUGGAAUGUUUUUAUUUUAUAAGCCAAACUUACUAAUUGCUGACCCCGAACUUAUUAAAAUGGUAUUAACAAAAGAAUUCGUAAGUUUCCACGAUCGUGGAAUGUUCUGCAAUGAAAGAGUUGAACCAUUUUCUGGCAAUUUGUUUUGUUUGUCUGGAAAUAAGUGGCGAAAUCUGCGUAACAAGUUGACACCCACUUUCAGUGUGGGAAAAAUAAAGCAAAUGUUCCCAAUCCUGAUGGAGUGUGGCGAGAAACUCUCAAAAUACUUGGAUUCCAAAGCGCAGAUGAGAGAUUCUGUCGAGAUAAAAGAUAUACUUUCAAGGUAUACAAUAGAUGUAAUCAUGGCAACGGCUUUUGGUAUCAACUCUAAUUGUAUUGAGGAACCUACUAACGAAUAUCGUAUUUACGGACGAAAAAGUUUUAAACCAAUUAGUUCAAUUCGAAUCGCCUUGGGUAUGUUCGUGCCACAAAUUAUGGAUUUCUUUUCUAUUCCCUACCUUGACCGAAAGGUCUACAGAUUUUACAUGAACUUGUUUCGAGAGAAUGUGGAAUACAGACAAACUCAUAACAUCGUAAGAAAAGACUUUAUGAAUCUGCUCAUGCAACUCAUGGAGAAAGGCUAUGUUGAUCCUGACAAGGAAGGUGACGAGACAACAACUAAUGCAACUUCAACUGUAAGAAAACUUACCAUGACAGAGGCAGCAGCGCAAAGUCAUUUCUUCUUCGCAGCUGGUAGCGAAUCUUCUUCGACGACAAUAACAUUCGCCCUGUAUGAAUUGACUCAACAUCAAGAUAUACAAGACAAAGUUUGCAAAGAAAUCGAUGAAAUGUUAGCGAAACAUGGUGGUCUGACAUAUGAUGCUGUGAAUGAAAUGACUUAUCUUCACAAAGUGGUAUAUGAAACUAUGAGAAAAUAUCCACCUCUUCCAUUGUUAAAUCGCAUUUGUACUAAAGAAACAGACAUACCAACAAUGAACCUACGCCUACCGAAGGGAACUUUAAUCUCUAUACCAGUGCUUGGGUUGCAUCGAGAUCCAUCAAUAUAUCCAGAUCCAGAUAAAUUUGAUCCAGAACGAUUCAAUGAGAACGUGGUAGCAGAAAGACAUCCUUAUGCUUAUUUACCUUUCGGAGAAGGUCCCCGAAUGUGCCUCGGCGCACUAUUUGGCUACUUGCAAACAAAAGUCGCACUCGUGAGUCUGUUGUCGAAGUACAAAUUCACCCUUCACCCCCAGACUCAGGUCCCGCUUAAUUUUCGCGAGAUGAGCAUUCUUCUUUGGGUAAAAGGUGGCGUACACUUGAUUAUUGAAACACGAGAAAAUAAUUACGUUGUCACGUGAACCAGAAAUAUUUGUAUUUGUCAGUUACUGUUAAAAUAUGUUAAUAGAAUUAAUGUGUUUUAAUAUUCGUUAUAUUGCCCUUUUUACAUCGUGUAUUUGAUACGCGUAUCAAGUACUAUAUUCGUACCAAAUAAUUAAGUACGCACGAUGUAAACGCUGCCGGAUCAACUUGGUACGAGCAUAUCAAAUAGGAGUAUCGUACUAAACUGAUACGCGUAUCAAAUGAUACAAAUGACGAUGUAAACGCAUGAAACGCAUUUUGUCCGUUUUAUACUUUUAUUACCUGUAAAGUCGUCAACUGUAACAUUCGUCGUUUCGCGAGGCAGACCGCCGCAUUUUUUGUCAGAUUGUUUCGUUUUGUGUCAAAAUUACAUUAAAAUGUCAUGUAAAAAAGGAUUCAAUUGGAAAGAAGAAGAAACACGAAUAUUUUUAGAGUUAUGCACGGAGAAGCAGAUUAUGAGACAAUCGACAUGAAUUAAAUUCGUAUUAUUUUUUCCGGUUGGUACACUCGAUGUGAUUCGAUGUAAACGCACACGUAUUAAAGCAUUGGUGCGCACUAAACUUAAUACGCGUACUAACGUUUUGACGAUGUAAACUAGGCCAUUGUAAUUAUGCACUACAUACGGGUGAAGGAAUCAAAUUAUAUUUAUAUUUUUAAA